AUGGCCGCUCAUAACUGGGAAACUCAGGCACAGAUCUGCAGAGACAUCCUUAAUAACUCAAUCCCGAGGCAAUGGCUGCUCCCUGUCGACAAACUACCAUCUCCAGAGCGGACAAACGUGCUUGGAGUCCCCAGAGAGUCCGGAAUAUUAAGUGAGAGAGAGCUCCAAAUCACAGAGACUGAUGCGACGGGCUUGGUUGAAACCAUGGCCGAGGGUACCUGGACAGCAGAGGAGGUUACAAUCGCAUUUUUGAAAAGGGCGACCAUCGGACAUCAGCUACUGAAUUUUGCGACCGAGUUUAUGGUCGAAGAAGCUCUUUCCCGGUCCCGCGCUCUUGAUGCCCACUUCCGCAACACUGGCAAGAUUGUCGGUCCCUUGCACGGCGUUCCGAUUUCUACCAAAGAAAUGGUGUCUUUCAAGGGCCGCAUCACCCACACGGGCUAUGUCUCUUGGACAUCUAAUGUGGCGUCGCAGGAUGCUUUGAUCGUGAAUAUUUUACGUAAGGCAGGAGCAGUAUUUCAUGUACGAACAAACCUGCCACAAACGUGUAUGCACUUGGACUGUGAAAACAAGAUCACUGGUCGUACACACAAUCCUCAUAACAUCCGACUCUCUCCUGGCGGCUCCUCUGGCGGAGAAUCUGCAUCCAUAGGGUUCCGUUGCGCAGCUAUUGGAAUUGGAAGUGACAUCGGUGGUUCCAUCCGUCUCCCUGCUGCUUUCUGUGGCAGCUACGGCAUUCGACCAACAACACUCCGAGUUCCAUGGAACGGUGUCGGGCUCGCAGGAAAUGGACAGGAGGGAAUUCUCUGCACGUUGGGACCAAUUACUAACUCGUUACGCGACUUGGAUCUGUUUAUGAAAUCCGUUACAGACGGCAAGCCAUGGGAAGAGGAGACCGCCCUAGUACCUCUGCCUUGGAAAGAACUCAUCCCGACAAUGGAAUUUACCGUCGGUAUACUCUGGGAUGAUAUGGUGGUACAUCCACAUCCACCUAUCCAGCGCGCCAUGAAAAUCGCCGUGGCAAAGAUGAAGGCUGCUGGGGUUCAGAUGAAAGAUUGGCAACCAUACAAGCAUAAGCAUGGCAUGCGAAUCAUCAACGACCUAUUUUAUCCUGAUGGUGCAUCUGUCCAGACUGGAGCCCUCGAAGCUUCAGGAGAGCCGUGGCUUCCUCUCACGAAAGAAGCAUUUGUUCGAGCUCGUAAAAUGACCGUGUCGGAGACAUGGGCAGUCAAUCUGGAGCGGGAAGCCUAUCGAACUGAACACCGGUUGUUGAUGAAGGAGCGCGGCAUCAAUUUUAUUCUCUGUCCAGCAUAUGUCGGCGUUGCUGCCGAGCCUAACGAGGCACGCUACUCUAGCUACACGGCCAUAUGGAAUGUUCUGGAAAUGCCCGGUGUUGUGUUCCCAACGGGCCUGAAAGUAGACCCAGAGCUAGACGUCGUGGAAAGCGGUUACCGGCCACGGAGCGCCGAAGACGAGGCCGAGUAUAAACCAUAUUUGCCAGUGAAGUUUGUUGAUGCACCGAUCGGUCUCCAGUUGGUGGGGAACCGCUUUUGCGACGAAGAAAUCGUCGCUGUAUCAAAGGUCCUGGAAGGAAUUAUCCGGUCAUGA
Messenger RNA from Penicillium subrubescens, 1608 nucleotides. RefSeq lists its product as uncharacterized. The record is from RefSeq and is a predicted model, not a curated record. NCBI's taxonomy places the organism in Eukaryota, Fungi, Ascomycota, Eurotiomycetes, Eurotiales, Aspergillaceae. The transcript is spliced from 4 exons. Bases 1 to 1608 code for a protein of 535 amino acids.